AUGAGUAGCCGCCGCCGCCCACGCUCGCCGCCGCCGGUGCCGCCGCUGGAGGACGACAACCUGCUCUCUGAGAUCCUCCUCCGACCCCCCCCAGAUCCGUCCUCCCUCCCUCGCGCCUCCCUCGUCGCCAAGCGCUGGCUCGGCCUCGUCUCCGACCCCAGCUUCUCCCGCCGCUUCCGCCUCCACCACCGCCGCAACCCUCCCCUCCUCGGUUUCUUCGAGGGCUCGCACUUCGAACCUACAAUGGAUCCGCCCAAUCGUGUCCCGGAAGGUCACUUCUCCUACGAGCACACCGACGACGACGGCUACGGCUGCUUCAGACCCUUGGGAUGGCGCCAUGGCCUCCAACUCAUCUUCCACGAAUCGGAGUCGGAGAAGCUGGUCCUGGUGCGGGACCCCUUCAACGGCGACAAACACCGCCUACCCGUUCCCCCGGGGUUGGAUGGGGAGGAGACCCCGACCAGCGGGGCGGUGUUUCGCGCUGCCGGAGACAUCCAACACUUCCACGUUGUCUUGGUAGACACAGAGACAAACCAACAUCAUACACGGGCAAUUGCCCGCGUCUACUCAUCGGAGACUGGCAUAUGGGGAAAUCUCAUGGCCACACCGCUUCCACCAAUGCCUUCGAGUUCUAUGGACGAACAUCCCACCAUGAUUGGAAUAUGGUUUACCAUCGGUGUGCUAGUUGGGCAUUCCAUUUAUUGGUUGCUCACCGAUACAUCGGCAGAAACUAGCAUGUUAGAUGGUAUCCUUGAGUUUGAUUUGGAGACGCAGAUUUUAGCUGUGAUACCUGUGCCCACGGAUAUUGCCAAUAAUUGUAUUAGCCGAUUCCAGGUUAUGCGGGCAGAAGGUGGUGGCCUUGGUAUUCUCUUUCUAUCAAAUUUCAGUGCCCAAUUAUGGAAGAUGGAGACUGAUUCCAAUGGUGUUGCUUCGUGGGUGCUGGGAAGAACUAUUGAACUAGAUAAGCUACUUCCCAUGAAUCCAAAGAAGAAGAAGAGAGGGCCACCCCUAAUGAUACGAGGGUUUGCUGAGUACAAUAAUGUGCUGUUCAUACGGACACCUGCUGGCUUCUUCACUCUUCAGCUUGAGUCACUGGAGUUCAAGGAACUUUUCAAAUCCGACAUCUAUUAUCCAUUUGAAAGUGUCUAUGCUGCAGGUAAUGGUAUGUGCAUGUACAUUUUGUGUGUGAAAAAACCAGGAUAUUACUUAGAAUUGGUUGAUUGA
Messenger RNA from Triticum turgidum subsp. durum (durum wheat), 1224 nucleotides. NCBI's taxonomy places the organism in Eukaryota, Viridiplantae, Streptophyta, Magnoliopsida, Poales, Poaceae. The record is from the annotation of a GenBank genome assembly.